AUGAGCUCUCAAGCAUCAAUUGCGCCUCGAGCUCUCUCUUCCCUACUAAGCACUCCACUCGGUUUGAACCAAGAUACCAUCGCGAUGUCUUCGCACAAGCAUAAUGAGGGCAGGGAGCCUUUGUCCAAACCAAUCUCUCUAUCUCUAUCCAGUUCGAAAGCUCCUUCAAAAAAGACUGGUUUCAAUAUCCAAUCCUCAAAUCGCGGUCGUUCCACAAAUUCCCCAGCAAAUGGCCGGUCACUGCCUCGGCGACCUCAUCAGCUCGGCGAUGACUCCGACGAAGAGGAGACCCCCCCGGCCCACGAGGAAAUUUCAGGGUUCGACACCCACACAGGUGCCGCCAUUACUGCAGACGGACAGGCAGUCGCGGACGGAAAGAAGCCUCUAGUCAUCCCCGUUACGAGUAAGAACAACUGGCGUGACCGAGCGAUGCAGGAAGCGCAAAAGAAUGGACAAGCCCCUCCCGGAGAGCCUACAGUAGAGACGGACACGCCCAGCAUGGCGUACGGCUUGAGCUUUGCACAGCAGUCCGCAGAAAAGGCAGAUCGUGGAGCAGCAGGGGACGAAGACCAGGCCAUGCCUGAUGCGAAACCUGUCGAGACGAAGCCCCUCACCGACGACGAGAUUGCUAUGCAGGCGCUGAUUCGGGAAACUACGGGUGAAAACGAAAGGAGGUCAGACCUUGUGAUCGAGUCAGCUAAGCAUGGAAGCAAAGGUGACGAGGAAGGACCAGUCCACAACGAGCUCGGAUCUUUCCGUACAGAUGUGGCAUCCCGGCCGGACCCUGCUAGUUUGGACGCCUACAAUGCUAUUCCAGUCGAAGAAUUUGGAGCCGCGCUGCUGCGAGGAAUGGGGUGGAAGGAUGGUCAAGCUAUAGGACGAGGCAACUACAGCAGUGCCACAGCUGCAGAGAAAGCGAAAAACCCUCGUGUCCCAGAACGACGACCUGGGUUCCUCGGCAUUGGCGCAAAGGAUUCAUCCGGUGGAAAGGGGGCCGAAACCGAGCUUGGAGCUUGGGGGAAAGCAGCUAUGCGCAAAGCGUCGCGGAAACAGGGCGAUGAAGACGACAAGGCUGAGGGCGUGUACAUGCCUAUCACAAUGCGAAAUAAGAAAACCGGCGAGCAACUCACCGAAGCAGAACUUGCUGCUCUACAAAAGGAGGCUAAAGCCAAGCCUUCUAAGGAAGAUGACUGGCGCGAGCGACGAGAUCGUAAUCUUGAGAAGAGCGGUCGGGACAAGGAUCGAGACCGUGAAUACCGCAAACGCGACUACUACGACGAUGAGGAUCGUUCUAGCCGGAAGACUGGGUCCUCGCGACGUGACCGUAGUCGAUCCAGUGGCCGGCAAUCUUCCAGUCAUUCCUCUCGAUAUGAUGAUGAUGAUAGAAGCAGACGGGACGACCGUUCCUAUCGGGAUCGAGACCACGACCGGGAUCGUCGCCGGGACCGUGAUGAUUAUAAGGACGAUCGGAGGAGAGGCGAAGAUCGAGAGCGGGACAGGGAUCGCAGCCAUCGAUCUCGAGAUGAGAGAUACAGCAGCUCGCGGCAGUCGUCUCACUCAUCUCGGAAUGACCGAGACCGAGAUCGUGAUCGCGACUCUCGUCGGAGUCGUCGUGAUGAUUAG
Molecule: messenger RNA, 1623 nt
Organism: Penicillium coprophilum
Lineage: Eukaryota; Fungi; Ascomycota; Eurotiomycetes; Eurotiales; Aspergillaceae
Gene: spp2
Product: spliceosome ATPase-activating subunit SPP2
Exons: 2
Coding region: 1-1623 (540 amino acids)
Biological process (GO): mRNA splicing, via spliceosome
Cellular component (GO): spliceosomal complex
Molecular function (GO): nucleic acid binding
Source: RefSeq, a predicted model, not a curated record